This is a messenger RNA of Seriola aureovittata, 5468 nucleotides long. RefSeq names its product potassium calcium-activated channel subfamily M regulatory beta subunit 3 (gene kcnmb3). Gene Ontology annotation, biological process: detection of calcium ion; potassium ion transport. The record is from RefSeq and is a predicted model, not a curated record. The transcript has 3 exons. Lineage: Eukaryota; Metazoa; Chordata; Actinopteri; Carangiformes; Carangidae. Gene Ontology annotation, molecular function: potassium channel regulator activity; calcium-activated potassium channel activity. The coding region runs from base 1 to 918 and encodes 305 amino acids. Gene Ontology annotation, cellular component: membrane; voltage-gated potassium channel complex.
AUGAAUCAAAUCAACUCAAGAGUCGAAGAUGAAAUUUGUUGCUGCAUUGAAUCAAGAAUUAAAUCUGAAUCGCUGCUGGAUUCAAUCAUUACAUCCCUGGUGGCCGUGCAUGUAUUCAUAUGUGUGUGCAUGUCUCCCCAUGUGUUUGUGUAUUUGUAUGAGACACACAGGGAUGGCUUCCACGCCACAGCAGGGCAGGAGCACGAGUGGAUCAGAGGGGUGAAUGGACGGGGAGGACAGCGAGCUCGGUCCCAGAUGUCGGUGUCGAGUGUUGGGGAGGACAGAGCCAUCCUGCUGGGCUUCACCAUGAUGGCCUUCUCUGUGCUCAUGUUCUUUGUGGUUGGCAUCACUAUGGUCAAACCCUUUGUUAAAAGUAACUGGGUGGAGGAGGCCAGUUGUGUGCUGGUGCAGGCUGACAUCCUGAAAGAUUGGGUGGACUGCAGAGGUGUGAGCACAGUACCAUGCCUCAGGGUGAUGGUUAACCUCACAGGCUCCAACCAAAGUGCUUUUCUACACUUUGAUGAAGAAUCGGUCCUUCUCGCUCCUGAGUGUUUCUACAUACCCAAAUGUCAGAUGGAAAGAGCAGAUCUUCAAGCUGAAGUCCAGGGAGUGAAAAGAAUCUUGGACACUCAGCUGGGGAGCACUUCAUCAUGCUUUACCGACCACACAAGGCACCCCAGGGACGUCAUCUUAAGCAGGAAGUACACUUUGAAGAAGGCCUUGUUUGCACUGCUGUGGCCCUGUCUGAUGCUGUGUGGUGGAGCUCUGCUGGUGGGCCUUGUGAAGCUGACACAGUGCCUAGCUCAUCUGUCCUCUGAGGUGUGCAGUGAGACUACAGGGAGCAGAGUGACAUCGAGCUCCACCCAGGGCAAAUUGUACAGACUCCUGCGGAGGUCCAGCAUGCAGUCGCCCUCUUGACAAAUUCAGUGGUUGGAGCAAGGACAGAGAAAGCCUCCUCCAUUGACUAUUGGUGGACAACUGGAAGGAUCCUGGGCCUGGGAAAUGCUGGCUGAUUUAGGCCAGCGUCUUACGGCCCAAUCAGAAAUAGUCACCACCACCCUGGGACCUGACCUGGCACUCUGGUCCAACAAUCUGAGCACCGUCUGCUUCGUAGAACUGACAGUACCCUGAGAGGACGCUGUUGAUGAAGCGAAUGACAGGGAGACGUUGACGUUGGCAUGCUGAAAUGCCAACUGAUGCUCAACAACAAUGCUGCAGAGCAAUAGUCCAUCCAGUGGAGGGCACUGUAGUGACAUCCACCACUGACCACUAUUGACUACCGAGGCAGCUGGGAAUCCAGACCAUCAAGGAAACAUCAGGGACUGCUGAACGCUGCUGACUGUCUGCGGAUGAGACAGAGAAACUCCAGCUGGGCGUCUAGAUGAUAGUGACACACACUGUCUGCCUCAUCAGAGGGUGUAUUGUGAAUAAAAGCCUGGAACACCCAAUGAUGCUGAGGUACACAACUGAUGAUGUGUCCCUAAACUAAAUGUGGCCGAACAGGGGACUCAUGCUCACAGCCUGUCAGUCUGCGUUGUUAUUGUGGAUCUGUGAUGUUAACCACAUUACCAUGACCUGAUCACAUCAGUAAGAAGCAGCAGCAAAGACAUAAAUGUUUAAACGUUUGUUAAUAUUGACAUGCUGUACCUCGUUAGCUCAGAUAAAUUAUCCACAGUCUAACCGCUGAGUUCAUUUUUCAGUAACUAUGUGCACAAAAGAUUCAUUAAUUUAGAUUCACUGGCACGUAAACCAGCAGGAGGUGAAGCGGUGGAGACUCCCUACCUGUUGGCCGUCUGUCUGUUCCUCCAUUAUUUAUAUUCCUUUAGUCCGGAAUUGUCCGCACAAAAUCAGAAGGGUUUCUCAUAAAAGUAUUCCAAGUUAUGAAUAUUGUUGUCGGAAGUGUUUGCAAACUGUCCAGCGUCUUGAGUCGCACCGCUCUUCAUACGUCUCCCUCCUUCCGGCUGCGGGACAGUGGGUACGCUCGUUUUCUACUCCAGUUCAGCUUGUAAAGGUGGAUCGGGUCUAUCAUCUUCUGGUUCAAGAUCGGACUCUUGCUGAAAACGAUAAGGCCGUACCUAAGCCACCACAACCGUUGCGUGCGGAACGUAUGGUUGCCAUGGUAGUUGCGGCAAGCUGACCAAUCAGAGCACACUGAGCUCUGAUUAAGCUUCAGAAGGCGGAGUCCUGAGCUCUAACAGAGCAUUUAAGAGAGGGUUAAUGGAGUGCAGCAUAAAAUAUACAGAAAAAGAAAAAAUAUAUUUUCAGAACAUUAAAGCAUGUAAAUCUAUUUCGGUAGACAAUAAGAAUGAAAUGAUUAACACUAAAAAUUGCCAAAUCAAUCCUCUUUGAGAAUAAGUGGCAAGAAGAAACCAUAAGUGUUAAAGUCCAAAGACAAUUCUGAUACUGAUGAAAAUAUGAUUAUAUGUUGAUAGAAAGAUUAAGCAAAAAAACAGAUUUUAAAAUCAUUUACUAUAUUCCGUCUUUAACUUUUAAGAGUAACUUAACACAACCUGAAAAAUGUGUUUUGCUGACCUCCAGUGGUCUAAUUUGUGUCCGUACUGCAGUGAUGUAGCGAUGUACUGUCAGUACACUGUGACGUUACUCUUAGGUGUAGUUACAGAUACAACAGAGCACACUUAAACACACCCAAAAACACAUCCGACCACACAGGAUAUACAAUGUUGGACACAAUUCACUAUGGGUAGUCCUAUCAUAAUAAGGUGUGUACUAAGCCACAAAUGGGGGAUUCAGUGUGCAGGCAAGGGCAUUUUGGGUCGCCAUGACAAUAAUUUGGUGUGCCACUGAAGUCAGCUCUUAAAGGGGAAGUAAGUAAAAGACCCACACAGACUAACUGUAUAUAUAUAUAUUAAUUCCAUCGAUUAACUAAUGCGUAAAUAGUCUCAUGGAUAGUCUCAUAGUCUAUCGUUGCUUCAGGUACAGGUAUGUCCAGGUGAGCCCUGGGGUCCAGCUAGCUAAGCUAAUCUAAGCUAGCUGGAGGGGCAUUUUGGCUGCUUAUGUUUUCACUUUCAUCUGAGUUUCUGAUAUGGAGGAUGAAAAAUGUCUUUUAAUUAUUAUUAUUAUUAUUAUUACUAAUAUUAUUAUUAUUAUCAUUAUUAUUAUUAUCCUCACCCAAUGGCGGAUUUAGAUACAGGUGACAUGGGCAGCAUCUAGUUGGGAGCAACUUGGGGCACUUGCAAAAAAGACAAAAGUUUGUCUACAGAGAGAGAGAUGUUACUUUAUUUUGGUAUUUAUAAUUGUAUAUGAUUUUGGUACUAAUUGAUGAUGAAAGCAAGCCUUCAGAUCAGGCUUCAAAUGACAUUUGUGCAAUUUAGAAUAUGUGUGUUUUGUUUGGGUUGUGUAAUAGUGUAGUAAUAAUAAUAAGUAGGUUUUCUUGUAAAUCUAUUUGUGGGAUGAAGGACUUGUGCAGUUUAGUAAAUUCUAGGACAUGGUCUAACCCUCCAGACCAUCCUAAAGACCAUAUCCUAGAAGUUUUAUACAUACUGGUCCAGUUUUCCUCAUAAUGAGUCUUGUGUGUAGUUUCUAGGGUAAGAUUGAGGAAAACAAAUCUUUUUUCGUUUACAUAUUGACUCAGGCUUUGUCCCACACUGUCAAAUUUUAUUAUGAAGCAGAACAAUGAAGAAGUGCCAUGUAAAUAGCAGACAUUUUGAUAGUGUAAAACAAUGUAAUAAAAUAAUCUAUUUAGAUAGGGAGAAAUGUUUUUAUUCAACAGUACAAUAAAUGAAUGCAUACAGUUUCUUAUCAGACAUGUUCAUAUGAGGAUGACUAAAACAAAUAUCUGAAGAGGGUUUUAUGAUAUAUACAGAUGGAUAGAUAACUAACAUAUGAAUGUGGUUCUUUUUAAAACAUGCAGGGUAGCUUCUUCUUCCUUAUUGUGCUUACAGACUUCUACAUAGGGCAAUUGAUCUCCACUCGACAUGAAGAUCGCACUCUGACAACAGCAUGAAGUCCUUGUCCUUCAUUCAACAAUUCACCUCUGCUUUGCCAUUCAUAUCAAUUCAACAACUAGAAGCUGUCUACUGGGUUUUGUAUGAGGAUGGUGCACAUUUUGCAUGAUUCCUCCUUUUCUUUUUGGUUAGCAGUUACAUAUAUGAGUUUGCUUACAUUUAAAAAUACAAAAAUAUAUUACCUCUGUAGUUAUUCAAGGAAAGCAUUUGCACACGUAGUAGCAGUAUCAGUAUCUGUUACCUUCAUUGUGACUUUGUUGUACCCCACACAAGUAACAAGGUCAUUUCUAUACAUGAAAUUCAAGUAAACAUCAUCAGGUCAAACAAAAAAACAAAGUAGAUAUUUGAGGACCUCAUGCAUAAUGCAGUGUGAGAAACAGAAUACAACCAUAACAAGUACAAAGGGAAAAAAGCAUCAUUUAGCUAAUUCUUCCAUAAAGUAUAUGGGGUCUAGUUCUCUCAGUUUGGGUCCGGCCCACUGCUCUGUAUCCUGUACAGAAGCACAUGCAUGUUGGUAGGAUCGGUUUCCUGAACAUUUUUAAACCAUGAACAGAAAACAAAAAUUCUACUUUCAGACAGACUCGAGUGUCCAGGAAACCGCCCUGUUAGAUAUCAUUUGGUAAAGCUAGAACAUUUACUGACCUCUUACAUAUGUGUCUGUGCAGUGAGCGAAACUGCAAAGACUAUUCUUCCACACAUAAGGGUGACAAUCAUAGGAAAGAGUAGGGAAGAAGACACUUGGAAGGUUUAAAAAAAAAAAAUUCACUUCGGUUUCUUUUCUUUACCUGGAUGUCACAAUCUGGGACCUUAUGGCGAAUGUAAGGAGAGAGUCUGUCUUAAAUUAUCUGUCAUAUGUGAUUGAGAACAAGGAGACGAGAGCAAAGCUCGACAUCUCAAACAUUUUACAGAUGGCUUAGAUUGAAGCUCCACAUAGAAACCUGGUAAGGAGAAGCAAAAGGCAGGGUAGAAAGGCGUUUCUCACAGUUCUUUUUGUUUGGGAAGAAGUAGACGAUACUGUUACAGUGCAGCAAUGUGCAUUUUUUUUCUUCCAUGUACUGUUUGUACAAAGUUCACUGACACACUUCUGUGUGUGAGCAUGUCAGGGGAGAUGCGUUCCGCUCUCUGCCUUGACAUCAACUUCUCACCUUUUUUUUCUUUUUCUUGCAGUAUACAGUACAUAUUAGGAUCACAACUUGCAUAGUGUAACAGCACAGCACACAAAAGGAACACUACGCAUCCUUUUCCCCUGCGUUUCUCGCCUUUAUCAGCUGAAUAACAAAAGAGUAAUUCAUGACACGUCAUACAGCUGGCCAUCAGAACGCUUUUCUGCAGUCCAUCUGCGUUCCAACUGCGUGCGGUCGAUGAUGGACAUUUGUGCCUCUACAUCUGACACAGAAUAAUACUGAUAGACAAAACAAAACAAAAACAAAUACUGCGGAGAUCAGUGCUAUGAAUACACGAGACUUGGAAUAGUAGUGACUUUUUUUUUUUUUUUUUUUUUUU